AUGUCAGUUUACAUUCCAGGCUCAAUUGUUACUAUUGAUGAAACAAUGGCCCCAUUGGAAGGUAGACUUCUCUUCAAACAGUCUAUUCCCGGUAAAUCUCAUAAAUACGGAGUGAAAAUAUACAAGGUAACUAGUACGACAGGAUAUACUUGGAAUUUUAUGGUUUAUACUGGUAAGCAGAGUUCAAUCGCAGGUUAUGGUCAUGCUGAAACAGUUGUAAGGCAAUUGGUAAAUGAUUUUUUGGGAUGUUAUCGAACUGUGGUAGCUGACAACUUCUUUACAACUAUUUCUCUUGCACAAUAUUUAUUACAAAAUGAUACAUAUCUUAUUGGAAUAUUCAGAAGUAAUCGUGCUGGAUCAUUACAUGAAGUAGCUAAGAAAAAGCUCAAGCAUGGUGAAGUUUAUGGUCUUCAAAACAAAGAUGGUAUCGAAUUAAUCAAGUGGAAAGAUAAAAGAGAUGUCUUGAUGAUAUCUACAAAGCCAUCACAUUCAGCAACCAUGGUAGAUACGAAAAAAACAAAUAAGUUAAACGAACGUGUUAUGAAACCACAAGGUGUAAUGGAUUACAAUCAAGGAAAACAAGGUAUAGAUCUAUCUGAUUAG
Adineta ricciae is the source of this 603-nucleotide messenger RNA. The record is from the annotation of a GenBank genome assembly. Lineage: Eukaryota; Metazoa; Rotifera; Eurotatoria; Adinetida; Adinetidae.